CCCAAACGUGACGUGUACGACAUGCCACAAACGUAUAGAUUAGGUCUGGUUGGAUAGGCAGUGGCACCCCCCCCCCUUUGUCUGGGUCGUUUUGGUCUCGCCCAAACUUGGUUCGUAUUUUUGUUCUCCUUCUAUGAGGAAUCGCUUCAUUCUGUUCUCGCAAGAGGCUGCAUACGUCUAUAUACAGUCCUAUGGUCAAUGGCUGUCUGGACGUCUUUUAUUUGAAUGUCUGGGCUUUGUAUAUUUCUGUCCUGAGAAACCCCAUGCAGUAAUGGAUACCUUAUGGAUUUUAUGGAUAAUACCCGCAGCAUUUGCUGUAGAAGAGACGCUGAUGGAUUCCACCACGGCCACAGCUGAGCUGGGCUGGACGGUGUACCCCGUCUCCGGGGUGAGUGACAACAGUUGGGAGGAGGUGAGUGGCUAUGACGAGAACAUGAACACCAUCCGCACCUACCAGGUGUGCAACGUCUUCAGCAGCAACCAGAACAACUGGGUGCGCACAAAGUACAUCCGGCGGCGCGGCGCGCUCCGCAUCCACGUGGAGAUGAAAUUCUCCGUGCGCGACUGCAGCAGCAUCCCCAACGUGCCGGGAUCCUGCAAGGAGACCUUCAACCUCUACUACUAUGAGUCCGACUCAGACACGGCAACCAAGACCUUCCCCCCUUGGAUGGAGAACCCCUGGAUCAAGGUGGACACCAUCGCGGCCGAUGAGAGCUUCUCGCAGGUGGAUCUGGGCGGUCGUGUGAUGAAGAUCAACACGGAGGUGCGCAGUUUCGGCCAACUGUCCCGCCAAGGAUUCUACCUGGCCUUCCAGGACUACGGCGGCUGCAUGUCGCUUAUCGCCGUGCGCGUCUUCUACCGCAAGUGCCCCCGCGUCAUCCAGAACGGCGCCAUCUUCCAGGAGACCCUGACCGGGGCAGAGAGCACUUCGUUGGUGGUGGCGUGGGGCGUGUGUAUCCCCAAUAGUGAGGAGGUGGAUGUCCCCAUAAAGCUGUACUGCAAUGGCGAUGGGGAGUGGAUGGUCCCUAUCGGGCGCUGCAUUUGCAAGGCUGGUCACGAGGCAUCCGAGAACAAGACGAUCUGCAGAGCGUGUCCCUCCGGCUUCUUCAAGCCCUCCCAGGGCGACGAGGCGUGCCUGCAGUGCCCCAUCAACAGUCGCACCACCAGCGAGGGUGCCACCAGCUGCGUGUGCCGCAACGGCUACUACCGCACCGACUCGGACCCCAUCCAGAUGCCCUGCACCACGGUCCCCUCGGCCCCCCAGAGCAUCAUCUCCAGCGUGAACGAGACCUCACUGACGCUGGACUGGUCGUCCCCGCGGGAGUCGGGCGGCCGCGACGACGUUGUCUACAACGUCAUCUGCAAGAGCUGCGGGGGCGGGCGUGGUGGGGGCUGCACGCGCUGCGGCGACAACGUGCGCUUCACGCCGCGGCAGCUGGGCCUGACGGAGCCGCGCGUGCACGUCAGCGAGCUGCUGGCUCACACCCGCUACACCUUCGAGGUGCAGGCCGUCAACGGCGUCUCCGACCAGAGCCCCUACUCGCCGCAGUACGCUGCUGUCAACAUCACCACCAACCAGGCCGCGCCUUCAGCGGUGUCCAUCAUUCACCAGGUGAGCCGCACCGUGGACAGCAUCACGCUCUCCUGGUCCCAGCCGGACCACCCCAAUGGGGUCAUACUGGACUAUGAGCUGCAGUACUAUGAGAAGGAUCAGUCAGAGUACAACUCGUCCACCGUGAAGAGCCAGACCAACACAGCAGUCAUACGGGGCCUCAAACCCGGAGCCAUCUACGUGUUCCAAGUACGGGCCAGGACUGUGGCAGGCUUUGGCCGCUACAGUGGGAAGAUGUACUUCCAGACCAUGACCGAAGACGAAUAUAACACCAGCAUGCAAGAGAAACUGCCGCUCAUCAUCGGCUCGGCUGCGGCCGGCCUCGUCUUCCUCAUUGCCGUGGUGGUCAUCGUCAUCGUCUGCAAUCGGAGGAGGGGCUUUGAGAGGACAGACUCGGAAUACACAGACAAGCUACAGCACUAUACCAGUGGCCACAUGACUCCAGGAAUGAAGAUCUAUAUAGAUCCGUUUACAUAUGAAGACCCCAACGAAGCCGUGAGAGAGUUUGCCAAGGAAAUUGAUAUAUCCUGCGUGAAGAUUGAGCAAGUUAUUGGAGCAGGGGAGUUUGGAGAGGUCUGCAGUGGGAAUCUGAAGAUGCCGAACAAGAGGGAGAUGGUGGUGGCAAUCAAGACCCUGAAGUCGGGCUACACGGAGAAGCAGCGCCGUGACUUCCUGAGUGAGGCCAGCAUCAUGGGCCAGUUCGACCACCCCAAUGUCAUCCGCCUGGAAGGUGUGGUCACCAAGAGUAGCCCAGUCAUGAUUAUCACAGAGUUCAUGGAGAAUGGCUCGCUGGACUCCUUCCUCAGGCAAAACGAUGGGCAGUUCACGGUGAUCCAGCUGGUGGGCAUGUUGCGGGGCAUCGCCUCGGGCAUGAAGUACCUGUCUGAUAUGAAUUACGUUCACCGGGACCUGGCCGCCCGCAACAUCCUGGUCAACAGCAACCUGGUGUGCAAGGUGUCCGAUUUCGGCCUGUCCCGCUUUUUGGAGGAUGACACUUCAGACCCCACCUACACCAGCGCCCUGGGGGGGAAGAUCCCUAUUCGAUGGACUGCACCUGAAGCAAUCCAGUACAGGAAGUUCACAUCAGCCAGUGAUGUCUGGAGCUACGGCAUCGUCAUGUGGGAAGUGAUGUCAUACGGGGAGCGGCCUUACUGGGACAUGACCAAUCAGGACGUGAUCAAUGCCAUCGAGCAAGACUACCGACUGCCCCCGCCAAUGGACUGCCCCAGUGCGCUGCACCAGCUCAUGCUGGAUUGCUGGCAGAAGGACCGCAACAACCGGCCCAAAUUUGGCCAGAUCGUCAACACGUUGGACAAGAUGAUUCGCAACCCCAACAGCCUGAAGGCCACGACGCCGCUGUCCUCCAGUGUCCACCUGCCCCUGCUGGACCGCAGUGUGCCAGACUUCUCCAGUUUCAGCACUGUGGACGAUUGGCUGGAUGCCAUCAAGAUGGGCCAGUACAAGGAGAAUUUCGCCAGUGCCAGCCUCAGCACCUUCGACGUGGUCUCGCGGAUGACCAUGGACGAUAUUCUGCGGGUGGGGGUGACGCUAGCGGGACACCAGAAGAAGAUCCUGAACAGCGUCCAAAUGAUGCGAGCUCAGAUGAACCAGAUCCAGUCUGUGGAAGUCUGACCCACCAGAGAAUGGCUGGGG
Messenger RNA from Paramormyrops kingsleyae, 3265 nucleotides. It is a transcript of the gene ephb2b, whose product is annotated as eph receptor B2b. Gene Ontology annotation, molecular function: transmembrane-ephrin receptor activity; protein binding; ATP binding. Gene Ontology annotation, cellular component: plasma membrane; dendrite. The record is from RefSeq and is a predicted model, not a curated record. NCBI's taxonomy places the organism in Eukaryota, Metazoa, Chordata, Actinopteri, Osteoglossiformes, Mormyridae. Gene Ontology annotation, biological process: ephrin receptor signaling pathway; axon guidance; protein phosphorylation.